AUGCCCUUCCACCACAACGACUGGUCCGGCACGGCCGCCGCUGGCGCCGUCGGCGCGGCCAGCAACGGCACCGUGAUCGACGCUGACCCGCGGCUGCGGUCGAUCACGCUGCCGUGGCCGGCCGGCCAGCAGGGGCCGGUCACGUUCUGGGUCCCGCAAGCUUCCAGCCCCGUGGUCGACGUUGGCGACAACCCUGGCAACGACUUGGCCGACAUCCGCGGGCUGGCCCGCGUCGUCGGCGCGGCCGCCGACAUCGGCGCCGCGGAGAACCAGGCGCCCGUUGCCGCGUCCAACCUGAGCGCCACCCUCAACGAAGACACGGCCUUUGACGCGCCCGCGCCUGGCGUGCUGAGUGGGGCAAUUGACGCUGACCAGGACGUGAUGACGGUUUCGGUUGUCCUUGGACCCACCAAUGGCACCCUUGCCUUGGCGGCCAACGGGUCUUAUAAGUACGUCCCGAAUCCCAACUUCUUUGGAGUUGACGGGUUUGUCUUCCAGGCGUCGGACGGGGCGAGGGCCAGUGCUGCGCAACGUGUGACCCUUAUCAUCCUCCCAGUGGAGGACCCACCAAUUGCAGGGAAUGUGACGUACAGCGUGAACCAGGACUUCACAUUGUCAAUCCCCGCGCCCGGCGUGCUGAGCCGCUCUGUAGACUACGAUCCCUCCGACACGUUGACUGCUGUCUUGCAGCGCGGCAACGGGCCCAACAAUGGUGUUUUGACCCUGGCAGCCGACGGCUCCUUCAAUUACACGCCCAACACCGGGUUUGCAGGCGUAGAUGGCUUCAAUUUUACAAUGAAAGACUCCGGUGGCGGUGCUGACGCGCAGGCCUAUGCAGCAAUCAUUAUAGUCCCUAAUGAGCCCCCGAGCGCCACGGACCUUACAUUCGUCGCCAAGGAGAGCACUGUGCUGACCAUCGGGGCAGCGGCAGGCGUUUUGGCUGCGGCCACCGAUCCUGACGGGGACCUGCCGCUGACUGCUGUGGUCCUGACGCGCAACGGCCCCCAGCACGGGGCUGUGAACCUUGGGCUGGACGGCUCCUUUGUGUACGAGCCGGUCGCCGGGUACAACGGCGCCGACGCGUUCAACUUCACUGUCAGGGACAAAAGAAAUGGGACUGUGACGCGUCAGGCAUUCAUCAACAUCAGUGAGUAG
Monoraphidium neglectum is the source of this 1155-nucleotide messenger RNA. RefSeq names its product outer membrane adhesin like proteiin. The record is from RefSeq and is a predicted model, not a curated record. Lineage: Eukaryota; Viridiplantae; Chlorophyta; Chlorophyceae; Sphaeropleales; Selenastraceae. The coding region runs from base 1 to 1155 and encodes 384 amino acids. The transcript has 3 exons.